CCGCCGAAUACCAGUCUGCUGGACAGCCCGGCCGACUUCCAUCACUACCUGCGUCGGUGCCGGAAGGUUAUCGCAUACGAACGAGUCGAGAGACUGACGAUGGCACUCGAAGCCCCUCUCCGGUCGUCUAUCGGAAGUCAAAUAUCUGCUUAUUCCCAUCACAACGAUAUGUCUGUCUCAUCUCCCGACAACGGUUCUUUUCAAUCUCCUUUCGCCAGCAUGUCUUCGAACGCCUCAGAUCACUCCGGCCGCAAUUCUCUGCGCCCCAACUCCAUUCAGAGAGUUCCGUCGACAAAUUUGAACUUGAUGAGCCCGAGCGAUAUUGUUGGACCUUCACCAGUCACUUCAACAGGUACUGAAACAACAGAAAUCGAGGACGAAGAGGCGGAGGAGGUUCAGGCCCGGCCUAAUGUUACCAAUCCGGCACCACAUCCUCAGCUCAUGAUGCUCUCGACCAACAUUCCCGAUCAUUUGCGGCAGAGUAGCAGUGAAGAAGCCGUAUCAGUCAUACAUGCGCCGGAAAGCUUCCAUAGCUGGGCCUCUACGGAGCCGACAGUAAAGCCGGAUCAAAGCAGCACGAGAUCAUCACCAAAGACCGAUACAAUGAGUCUUCCAUCCGUCACUGAUCAUGCAAUUAAGUCGAGAUCCCCUGGGCUGCCUACACCACCUCCUCUCUCCACAGAUAUCCGGCCCGUUCGGUACAGUCUAGACAGCGCCACACCACGCGCGCAAGACCUCCACGACAUGCUUAAUGAGUCGUCCCGGCUAAGGUCUAGCAGCACAAGCAGCCUUGAAAAAAUCGACGAGGCUAGAGAAGUAGAGACCGAUACCGAAAAUUACGACGAAGAGCCCUUCGCUACCCCUGCCUUGCCUCAGGAGGAUUCGGAAAUCAGGGCUCUACGAACCGCUCUCCAAGAGUGCUGGACAUUGUGUAACACGUUAGCGAACUUGAGCUCGAUUCAUCGAACACGGAUGUUCAAUAGCUCAGGUACUCCCGAUGCUCACGAAAAAGCUUGGAUGGCGUGUUGGAGGCUUUGCCAGCGCCUGUAUGACAACCGCGACGAAGACCACUAUGAUCACCACGUCCGAGAGAAUCUCGAUCAUUGCCGAGAUUUUUGCCAGUCCCUUUUCGACGUCCGGCAGAGGAAGGAUGAAGUUGCUGAUUCUGUUUUGCGAGUCAGUUUCGAACUGAAUAACCACGCUCAGGACAUCCAGAACCUCCCAGAACCCUUCCGGGAGCGUACUUUAGAUUUCUAUAUUACUCUUUGCCAUCGAUUGAUGAAACAGCGAAGCGAAUUGGCCGAUGAGACGGACUCUUUGCUGAAGGCGUGUUGGUCACUUGCCGAGAUGCUUUUCAGUCUGAGACAGAAUAAGCGUGACGGAAGAGCUCCUGACGAGGAGCUCUUGUGUUCCGCGGUACAGGCAUGCUGGGAGCUUUGCGACCUCUUCAGAGACGGGUGGACUCAAGUGCGGCCAGACCGAAACACCCCACGACCGAGCCAGACGAGCUUCUUCGGCCAUCAGCAGCAGUAUGAUCAACCUGCUCGAGGUGAGAGCAGAGCGUCGAACCGAUCAUCAUACUCAAAGAGGGAAAGUCACAAAAGCCUGACCGAGGAACGGCCACGGAAGCCGCCACCAGUUCCUGAAACUCCCGUGACCGAAUUUGAAGACACGCCGAUCUCUCCAGAGAGCUCCUCACCCCGAGUGCCAAAUAUUCUUGUUCUAGGCACAACAUCUGAUAGCGGACGCGGGGGACGGUGGUCAAGCAGCGCUUCGCAAUUGUCGAGCUACUCGCAAAGCAGCAACAAGACAUCAAGCACGGCAACAACGACUACGGCAGGCGAGGACAGCAACAGCAACCGCAUCAAAGCCCUCGUCAUUAAGGCUGCCAUGAACGUUGGCUUUACUCGAGACCCGGCUCUUGACAGUAAAGCCGAGAAGUCAGCUCUCCAAGCCUUUGUCAAGCAUAUGCCCACGGGCUCCUUCGGGUCCUUGCCUGCGCACUCGACACUUUUACAGCACUACAAGAACCUUGUGCAUGCCGAUUCGGCGUUCAGGGGAUCCUCGCUGCUUCCGGCCCAUGGCAAACGUAUCUCGGCGCAUGACCUGGCCAAAAGCGUUCACUACAUGAGCCAAAGAUCUAGCCAGUAUAUAUUCUUGCGCGACCUGUACAGGCUCGUGUUUGGCUUCCCACCAGAGGAGGGCGAGUCGAGGAAAUCAACAACCAUCGUGGUCUGA
Molecule: messenger RNA, 2238 nt
Organism: Colletotrichum abscissum
Lineage: Eukaryota; Fungi; Ascomycota; Sordariomycetes; Glomerellales; Glomerellaceae
Exons: 7
Source: RefSeq, a predicted model, not a curated record